Apis mellifera (honey bee) is the source of this 7652-nucleotide messenger RNA. It is a transcript of the gene Bap170, whose product is annotated as AT-rich interactive domain-containing protein 2. The record is from RefSeq and is a predicted model, not a curated record. Gene Ontology annotation, biological process: regulation of DNA-templated transcription. Gene Ontology annotation, molecular function: DNA binding. Lineage: Eukaryota; Metazoa; Arthropoda; Insecta; Hymenoptera; Apidae. The transcript is spliced from 17 exons. Gene Ontology annotation, cellular component: SWI/SNF superfamily-type complex. Bases 889 to 6177 code for a protein of 1762 amino acids.
GAAAUACAACGCAAUCGAAUCGCCGACUAGUUAAAAAUAAUAAGCGUAAAACCACGCGGAAAAUAAAGAGUAAAGUCACUACAUUUUAUCGAGAUAACGUAUAUUGUCAAAGAACCCAGUGGCGGAACAUCACGCUCUUACCGGUUCCGGCAAGAAAAAGUGUGCGGUAGGAGGAAGAGAAGAAUAAGGAGAAAAUAAAAAAAGAAAGAGAAAGAAAGAAGAUUCCCUUGCAAACGAUAGAAGCCCCGGGAGAAAGAACCAAGAUUGCGAGAGCCGUGGAGAGGCAAAGAGAUAUAUGGCGCGACUGGUAGAGAGUCUUCUGGUGGCCGUCAAAGGGGCACGCAGCGUAGUCUGGCAUUGGUCUGCUCGCUAUACGCAGUGCGUGUAGCGUGCGAGGAAUCCACGACGAAGUCGGUAAUGCUGAGUCAGUCAGGUGCCGCGGCGCCUUACAUUGCUUGGAAGUAGUCGGUGUUCUCGCGUAACAGAGAAAAAGAAUCGGGGGAAUAUACAAUAUGGAAGCUGAAGUAUGUUAAAAGAUUACAGAAUAAAGAGAAAAAAAUUAAUACGAAUGUAAAAAGAACAAGUAUAAGAGGAAAGAACGAUGAGAUAGAGCAAGGAGAGACAAGAGAGACAAAAGCGGAAUAAAACGGAGAGAAAGACGAAAUGCUACUGUGGGGGAAGAGGUAGAGCGGGGCGCUUGCUGGUUCGCUCCCCGGUGAUGAGGUACGGUCGAUAUGGCAACGCCGCGCCCUGCCACACGCAUACCGGCAUCACCGCCCGCCCAAGCAUCGAACAGUCGGCAACGUCGCUUCGGCAACACGCGGGGGAGAUGGCAGUCAAGCUCUCACACAUCGAACGACGAGGAGAGCGACCUCAUGCCCUGCACACAUGUGCAAGCCGGGGACACUGAAGAGACUGAGAUGCCUGGUGAAUACUAGAAACGAGUGGGCAUCGUUAUGCGAACAAUUCCAUCUACCCAACGGCUGCGUGAACAGCGGGGUUGGCCUUAAACAAAUUUACCUUAGGUAUUUGGACAGAUAUGAAAAAGUACAUUUUCUGGGAGAAGAUGGCCAACAAGCUGACGACGAUGACGAGGAUUCCAGACACAGAAAAUGGUCUGCUAGGGCAUUACACUCUGUUCCUCUUACUUAUAAUCAUCAUCAACACAAUGUCGCAGAAUCUCUCCGUGAAUACAACGGCCUCUCGUCCGAUCUUUAUAAGCCAUCCAACUACGAUAAACUCGCGCUAUCUCUUCUCUCGCCACUUCCCAACGAGCAAGACUUCGCCAUCAAUGUCUGCACGUUGCUAUCGAACGAGGGCAAGCAUAUCCUACGCCUCGACAAGUAUCCCCGUCUCGUGAACAUACUGUUGGCGCACGCCGGUGUCUUCGAUUCGCCUGGAACGCGGCAGCUCUUCAUCGAGGUUUAUUCCCGCGUGAGGAAUUAUUCCAUCAACUCAUUCUGGUCGGACGUCCUCGACUCGCAGGACGUGAUAGAUCUUACGAAUGAAAGGACGUUCAUGAAGAAACCGACCACAGCCAGCCCCCAGACCUUCUCCAGGCGGAAAAUAUUGGAGAGGGAGAAACAGAACAAAAGCGCCGCGUCCACGGAGAACGGAGAUGAGGCGUCAACGUCGAUGGAAGUCGACGGGGUGAUGCCAGACUGUUCGAGGUUAGAUCCAAUUGGAUCUCAUCAAGAUGAAACUUUAAGAGAUCAAAAUCAAAACUCCAUAAAAUUUGAAGAGGAAGAUAAAGAUUUGUUUUGUGUUGGACGAACAUUGGGGACGCAGGAUCCUUAUGGGCAACGUGUGCUGCAAAUAGCAUCUAUUUUACGGAAUUUAAGUUUUACUCCAGAAAACGCUGCUGUAUUAGGGAGGAAUAGGUGUUUCUUGAGAUUCGUAUUACUCUGUGUAAGAGCGAGGUGGAGUAAUCUGCACCAGCUUGGUUUUGAUAUAUUAGGGAACAUAGCAAAUGAAAUAGUCUUAAAGGAAGCUGGCGAAAGGAUAACAGAUGUUGUAUUGUCAUGUGUGGCGAAGGGAAUUGAAUCCCAAGACAGGUUCAUUGUUAUUUCCUGCUUGGAGGUGCUUAAUAAAAUUAGCCAACAAGACAGCAAUGAAGAAAUCGUUACGUUUGGAUUAGAAGAUAAUGUAUAUGAACUAAUAUGCAGAUUUUUAGCUCUGAACGACAUAGCUCUUUUAGUAUAUACCUUGGAAUGCUUGUACGCGUUGACUUCGUUAGGUGAAAGGCCAUGUACUAGCGUCGCGCGGGUACGCGGAGCUAUCGACACAUUAGUUGCUCUUGUUACUGUAGAAGCGCAGAGUUAUGGGCCGAAAGCUUGUAUUUUGAUGAGAGUUAUCGAAACAGUGUCCACGGUAGCACCACCACCGAACGCUACUCAGAAUACUACUCCUGUCACAGCUACUGCGCCAGCAGUAACAGUGUCCUCCUCUGUGCCAACAACUCCAGCUACAGUUACUGCGACGCCAGCUCCUGUAAGCCCAGCACCUUCGCGACCAACGACUCCAGCUGCAAUUACGACAAAAUCUACUACGCACAAAGCAGUUGAGACGAAUAAUUCGCUUCAGCAACAACAUGCACAUCAACAAAUCAUUCAAGAGAACGAGCAAUUUGCUUUGAGUUGGUUAAGAGCUACUUUCGAACCAGCACAGGGAAUCCGUAUAGAGCAAGAAGAAUUAUACAAGAAAUAUCUUGGUUGCUGCACAAAGAUUGGUAGAAGAGGUGUUAUUGCUCCACUUCAUUUUCCUAGAUGCGUUAGAUCUGUAUUUGGUGGAAGCGUCGGACCAAAUCCAUUGAAAGGUGAAACAAGUGGUACUCAGUAUUACGAAGGAAUCCGAGUACGGGCCACAUCUCCCCAAGUAACUUAUCCGAGCCAAACUGCAGUUGGGACUAACACAGCUCCAAUUCCAGCAGCCAACGCAACGCCAGUAAAGGUGCUUCCCGUACAACAGCGUACAAUCAAGAGUAUAAGUCCUGCUCCUGAUAGCACGGCCCUAGACAAUCCUGCAUCUGGGCCUCCAAGAACCCCUGCCCCAGCAUCGCCUAUCCUUAAAGCCCAAUUGUCUGCUCCACCAAAACCACCAUCCAGUAUCUCGAACACUGCAACUCAAUCCCAAAAUCCAGUCACCAAGGUUGAUUCUAAAAGUCAGGUGUCAGUAUCACAUCCUCACCUGAGUCAAGCAUUGCUGUCAAGUGGCUCUCAAACACAACCACAACAACAAGUACAACAAGUACAGCAACAAUGUCAAACUGUCCAGAUAGUUGCAAAGGAAGAUAAUCGAAGUGGUACUACAUCCAGUUCCAUAAUAAAAAGCCUUCUGGCUACUAAGGUAACGGUUAGCAGCGACUGCAUGCCCAGUACUGCUGCGACUUGUGUGUCUACCCCUACUGCCUGUGUAACAAACACUACUGCUAGCAUCGCAUCCAGCAUCAGUGCCAACCAGCUAAUAACCAGCAACCAGGUUGCGCAACGGCAACAACAACAAAGGCUAUUACAACAGCAAUUAACUAAUAUAUCGCAACCAGCUGCAACUACAACUUUAACUGCAAUACUCCCAAAGACACCUGUCAACUCAAAGCAAAAGCCAACUAUCACACCCAUUCCUGCCAAAAAAAUACAAAGGCUCAAUGGAGCUAAAUUUAUUAUGACUAAUAAUUGUGACAAGACUGAAGUAAAUGAUAAUGAAAAUGUCAACCAAAUACCAACAUCAACAACUUCUUCCACAAUGGUUUUAAAUUCAACCGAAAAUCACAUAUCGUCAAACAUUAAAGUAUGUCGGCCUCCAGCAACAACUAUAACUACAGCAAACAAAGCUAUUCAACGUUCAACUUGUACAUCAAUAGCUGAGGAUUCGGAUUCGACUAAUAAUUCUUUAGCAUCCAGUAGUGGUAUUGGUGGUAGUAGGGACUGUUCUGGUGUCGGUAUAGAAGAAGAUAAUUCUUUGACAAGUUUCGAAGGAAUUCUGUUAAAUGGUGCACCAAGUAAUAUGGAUAUCGAUGCUCAAGAAGAUUCAUCAAAAGAUUCAUCUAGUAUAACGUCUAAAGAGAAACCUCUGCAAAGUAUGAUGCUUGCAGAUUUAUUAGAACGGAAAGUUGACAAAGAGCCUAUUUUGAAUGGUGUUUUAGGAAAAAAUUCGAUUAAUGAAAAAGGAAUGGACUUAGUGGAAAAUCACAUUAAGAAAGUAUUAAAAGAAUCUCCUACAGACAUUAAAAUAAAAACCGAAGUAGAAGAAGGUAAUGUUAUACAGACAGAAGUUUCUGAAGAUACUUUAAUUGAAGCACCUAGAGGAAUAAAAAGAGCUGCCAGUGAGUCGGAUGAAGUGGAUGUAAAAAAAGUAAAAUAUUCUAAUGGUACUAUGUCACCUGAUCCUGCUGUUGAUUCGACCACUGCUGAAUCCACUGUCUCGAGUAUAAAAUCUGAGGAACAGGAUGAUGAUAAGGAUAGUGAGAAAGCAACCGUAUCUUCUACAGCCGCAAAUCUUUACGCAGCUCUGGCUGCAGAUUGUAUAGAAGACGAAAUUGACCUUGAUGAAAAUGUUACUGUAAAUGUUCAGGAAGAAACCACUACUACAAUAAAAGAAGAACCUCAUAUAUUUGUCAAUCAAAUUAAUCAACAACCAUCUCAACAACAAUCGCAACCGACACCACAGCAACAGCCACAGCAACCGCCGCCGCAACCGCAACAACUGCAACCUCAAAUACAGCAACAACCACAAUCUCAUCCUCAACAACAACCUCAACAACAACUUAUUGUCGCAGCACCUAGGCAAAUAGUAGUGCAACAAACAAUACAAUCGAAUAAUCAAGUUCUUAUUCCAACUAGUGCAGUGAAAGGAAGGCAAGCGCAACCUCAACCACAAGUUUUAUUGCAACAAGGAGCAGGAGGUCAAUUACAGUAUGUUGUUUCUGGUGGCGUCCCUGGUCAAAAUUACGUUUUAGCUCAACCACAAACAACGUUGGUUCAAGGUCAAGCGCAGACUGUGUUAGUAGCUCAAACAACACAACAGCAGGGAACAGGUGCAAAAACGAUAAUUAUUUUGCAAUCUCAAGCAGCUGCCCAACCAACUCAGCAAAAAAUGGUGGCCGUCACUCCUCAGGGACAGCAGGUUGUCGUUACGCAAGUUUCACGUCCUAUCUUGCAGAGUCCAGCGCUCGGCAAUAUACCUCCACCUUUGGUUCCAACGUCUGGCACAAUUCCACAAACUUCGAUAAUAGUGAACAGUUCUGUAGCACAAACAAAUCCAAAUACAGUGACCGUUACAAUUCCCGCGAUGACUCAACAAACACCAGUGUCAACGAGUGUGCCAUCAAGAGUGGUAACACCAACACCAGCCUCUACUCCACCGCCUACUAGACCCACUACACCUCAUCAGGCGGCAGCAACGCAUGGAUUACCGACAAAACAACCUGCUAAAGUAAUAAAGACUGUCAGUUCUUCAACCUCUACUGAACCAGAAUCUAAGCCAUCUACGAGCCAGAAUCAACCAGAAAAAACUAUUACAAUAAAAAUUGAUCCUAAUGCGUAUUUAUGUGAAUGGCGAGGUUGUUUAAGGCAAUUUAAAACACCACAUGAAGUUUAUCUUCAUGUAUGCGAAACACAUUGUCCAUCUGGUGGGGAAGAAAUAUUAUGUCUUUGGGCAAGCUGUGAUGCUUUGAAAAGACGAAGAUUUUCAUUGAUGACACAUUUGUAUGAUAGGCAUUGUAAUGCGGAAACAAUGUCGAUAAGAAGGAAACAAUUAACGGUAACAGGUAAAACCGAAGUUUCUACAUCGACACCGCCAACUCCUCAUCACCCUGGAUAUGCACCGAAUGCAGCAUUCCAUGCUAUUAAACGGCACGCUUUGGAGUUUGUAAAUCCAAAGGAGUUAAUGCAAAGGCCGACCAAGCCCGCUGCAGCCACUUCAAGCUCUUCUUCUCCCAGACCUGGGCAAAAUCCUCCACCAGAACAGGAUGACAACGAAGGUCCUGUGACCAAAAGUAUUCGCUUGACAGCAGCUCUUAUUCUUAGAAACCUAGUCAUAUAUUCAACACAUGGCAGAAGACAUCUUAGAGCGUACGAACCACAUUUGGCAGGAGUCGCAUUAAGUAAUGUCGAAUCAUCAAGAACAAUCGCACAAGUUCUGUAUGAUAUGAAUGAUCAAAGCAGCAGUAACCAUAGGUGACCUCUUGAACCAGGCCUCUAAAAGAAAGCUUUUUCAUCCUGCGAACAGCGAUCAAUUCGUUUAUUUUGAAUUUUAGUGUAAAGUGAAAGAACAAAAGAAUGAUAAAAAAGUUGGCAAAAAGUUUGCAAUUGCAAAAAAAAAUGUGCUUGUGCAUUAUAAGAAAAAAAAAAAAAGAAAGAUGUGAACAGUAAAGAAGAUGUACUACAAGAAAAGAAGAUACGGCAAUGUUCCAUAAUUAUUAUAAAGAGGCCUAUACACUUACGAGGCAAGUCGAUUUGCCGAUUUAGACUAUAAUAAUGUACUGUAACUAGUUAACACGAACGAAAGACAGUAGUUGAAGUGAUUACAGAUCAGUGAUAAAAAAAAAAAAGUAAAACAAGAUAAUAUUUCAAAUUUAAUAUUAAUAUUUAUUUUCUCAACAAGAAGCGGAAGAAAUGUUUUUAGUAAUCGUGUACAAAAAAUGAAGGGCGAAAAAAUACUUUAUGGACGUUAUAGUUAAUUACAAUCAAUAUUAUAUUAUUAUUAUAUUAUAUUAUAUUAUUAAUUAUUAUUAUUAAUAUUAUUAUUGUAUGUUUUUCAUAAGUCAACCACAAGAAAACCUAGAAUGUAAAAAAAAAAAUCUUUUUAUGAAAUGUAUUUGUUAGGAAUUUAUGAUUUUGCUUAUAUAAUUGCAUAUUGCAAUUACAUGGCUAUAUUAUCGUCUCUCUUUUGUUUUAUUAUCGAGUAAUCUUAUUUUGUCAAGAUAAUGUUGGUAAGGUAUCGCACAUAACGUGAUGAUAAUAGCAUAUUCCGGCCCAAAUCUAUCAUGUAAAAAAAAAAAAUUUAAGAAUUUCUUCUGCUUUAAAUCGGUUUUAGCUCGGGGAUUUCUAACAGUUCGUUCAAAUUCUAAUCUAACUUUAAAUCAAGAGAUAUUAGUAACUAAUUUUAUUUCUUCGGGCAAACUAAGCGUGUCGUGUUGAAUCAUCUCCUCAAUCUUAUUAUUAUCUUAUUAUAUUAACGUAAUCUGGUUUGUGUGAAUUGUAUAACUUUGAGAAAGCAUCGAUAACGAGAAGCAUCUAUAAAAUGCUACACCCACUUCGCUCCGAUCGAGUCACAGAUCAAUUAUUGCUUCCGAGUUGUCCAUAUAUUAUAGAUACAGGUGUAAGUAUAUUUAUACUUGAAACUUAGAAAGGCCUAAAUGUUCUUAAAGCCAGUGUUUCUUAAAUUUUCAGCAUUAAAAAAAAUGGAUGGAUAAGAAGAAAUUAAAAAAAAAAACAUUUUCUGAAGGCAAUUCUUUGCCAAUAUUUAAAAACUUUUUUAAAUAAUUUAUAAUAAGGAUUAAUGGAAAGAGUGAUAAUAGAAAAGUUCAUGUAGCAAUUUUAUGUUAAUUUUGAGUGCAUUAGAUUGGGCAUAGCAGAACAAACGUUAUUUUAUAUAUUUAUUUUUUUUAUAAAAAUUCAUUAGUUAGGACAUGAAAUAUAUAAAAAUUUCAGUAA